AUGAGCAGCGCCGUCAACCGCGGCCCAAGCGCGGCCUGGCCCACGAAGCCGUGGGAGAAGCAGCAGCAGCAGAGAGCCGGCGCUGAUUCAAACGACGACAAGUUGCCGACGUCACAUGGCGUCUGUCCAGUCCCGGGUACCGGUGGUGCUACUUCAGUUGCUGCUGUUACUUCAGUUGCUGCUACUUCAGGACCUCUACCAGGCUCGACGCUUCAUGUGAUGGCUCCUUAUGGCCCGACGGGGUACGGAACGGGAAUGGGCUCGACGUACGGGACGGGAUUGGGCUCGACGUACGCUGGAGGCAUGAACUCGUACGGUACUGGGGGGUACGCUGGAGGUGGCGGUUAUGGAGGGUACACAGGCAUGUCCCGAAUGGGGUACGGCGGGCCCAUGAGCGGUGGGGGCAAUAUGGACCCGAACGGAGGAGGGAUGGGCUGGCUCUCGAGUUUCAAUCAGAUUGUGAGCUCCAUCGGGCAGAUCACGGAACUGCUGGGGAUGAACGCAGAGGCGCUCAACUUUUGCAUCGGGAGUUCCGUCCACUUUCUCGAACGCAUUGGAGCCAUGUGUGCGGGUAUUGCUGCUAUGCUGGCUCCACGUCCGGUGUUUCCACCUGGUCACCCGCGCCAUGGCGAGCCGCCCGUGACAGAAGAAGAGGAACGAAGCCGCCGACGCCGAGUGCGUAUCUUCCAGUUCAUUCUGAGCAUGGCGACACUCGCGUUGCUGUACAAGGGACUGCGGUGGCUGCGUGGCAAGACGUUGCUCAAGAAACUUUUGGUCGCCUCGCCAUCCAGGAGCGUCAAUCGAGACCUCGAGCAGAUUUUCCAGCGCACGGUGGGCGUCCAGCGCUUAUAA
Messenger RNA from Peronospora matthiolae, 852 nucleotides. NCBI's taxonomy places the organism in Eukaryota, Oomycota, Peronosporomycetes, Peronosporales, Peronosporaceae. The record is from the annotation of a GenBank genome assembly.